CAAAUUGAUUAACCAAGCUUGGUCUCAUCAAUAUUCAAUAGUAAGCAACGAUAAUAAGUCAUAUUGAUCCAAAAUGUCAGUCGGGUUGGUAGCAAUAAAACAGAGUUUGUUGAUCCUGGUGUGUCUCUCGUUGAGUUCCGCGGAUCCUCCGGGAGGAACCAACAAAACAGUAAAGACUCAUCUACCGCUGCUACGAAUCCCAGAGAGUUACGCUCCAAAAAAUAAUUCUCUGGAGGCAAAAUGCGACCACCAAAUCCAAAUUUUCGAGAACUCGCUCCAAAAGUUCGAGCUCUGGGCGCUGGAAAUGUUUGACGCAAGCACAAAGAUUCCCUCGGGGAUCCUUCAGGGGAACAUCAAGGACCUGGGGAUGUACGACCAGUGCCUCAAAGUCAACGCCACUGUCGGGAACGAGAACAUCAGAGGAAAGCACUGCAUGUACACCCUCGAGGGGGAAUUCAAUGCAACAAUGUUGCCUGUUGAUCCUGCUAUGAGUGUCUGCUUGCCAGCAACCUGCAGCCCGAAGCAGGUCAAGGAGAAGAUGCAGAAGCUGAUAAACAUGGCUGAACCGUUCCUGGGCGGUAACAAGAUCCGGAUAAAAAACGCGACCUGCUCCGAAGUUGAUGAUCAGCCCUGGGAACUCGGUGCUAAAGUUACUCUAGGGGUAUUAGGCGCUCUUAUAACAUUCCUAUUAAUUUGCACCAUUUGCGAACUGCUUUUAAAGUUCACCAGCAUCAACAGUGGCUCGAUCAUGACCCUCGGUAAAUUUUCAUUAAUGGUCAAUAGCCGACGCAUCCUGAGCACCAAGGCCCCUGAAGAAAAUCUACCAAUAAUUCCAGGCCUCAAAGUCUACGGUAUAGCCUUGAUCGUCCUAGGACACAGAUACUUUAUAACAGUCUUAAGUAGUCUUGUUAAUCUUGUUGAUGUCAAGCUGUGGUGCUUUUCUUGGAAAGCGACCUUCAUUUUAUCGUUCCCUCAGUAUUCGGUAGAUACAUUUCUUACAAUAACUGGAAUUUUAACUUCUUACUUGUUUCUCAAAGAAAUGGCCAGGGGGCGCAAAUUAACCCCUUUAUUCAUGGCACUGAUGUUAAUUACAACAUUCGUGCUUCCAAAACUGGGUUCAGGCGCCCUCUGGCAGACAACAAUAACCACCGAGAGUGACUCUUGCAGACGCGAGUGGUGGCGGAUGCUCCUAUAUGUUCACAAUUACGUCUACACAGACGGUCUGUCAUGUCUACUCCACACCUGGUACCUAGCAUUGGACAUGCAACUCUUUUGGGUGAGCCCAUUAAUCAUCUAUCCGCUUCACAAAAAGCCCAAGCUGGGAUUAAUCAUCCUCACGGCCGCCAUUGUUGCGUCGAUGAUCUUGCCAGCUGUUGUAGCGGCUGUCAAUAAACUACCUGCAACCUUACACCCGAAGGAUCGUAAUGAUAGAUUGAUGUUGCUGAACUUCUAUAUCUUAACUCAUGCCCGCGCUGGGCCUUGGUUGCUGGGAAUAUUAUUGGGAUAUCUUUUGGCAACCGGUAAAAGACUACCCAUCCCUGAAGGAAGGAAACUUGGCUGGAUUUUGGCGAUUCUAGCCUUCAUGUACUCAUUUCUCACGCACAGAAUCUACCAACAUGAAGACUACAAGUGGAAUAUCUACUGGGAAUCCUUCCAUGCUGGGUUUGCAAGGCAUUUUUGGGCGUUUGGAAUCUGCUGGAUCAUCUAUGUGUCUACUCUAGGCCACGGAGUCAGGGUGGUAGCAAUAAAACAGAGUUUGUUGAUCCUGGUGUGUAUCUCGGUGAGUUUCGCGGAUUCUCCGGAAGGUACCAACAAAACAGUAAAGGCUGAUCUACCACCGCUACGAAUUCCCGAGAUUUACGCUCCAAAAAAUAAUUCUCUGGAGGCAAAAUGCGAGCACCAAGUCCAAAUUUUCGAGGACUCGCUCCAAAAGUUCGAGCUCUGGGCGCUGGAAAUGUUUGACGCGAGCACAAAGAUUCCCUCGGGGAUCUUCGAGGGGAACAUCAGGGACCUGGGGAUGUAUGACCAGUGCCUCAAGGUCAACGCCACUGUCGAGAACGAGACCAUCAGAGGGAAGCACUGCAUGUACUCCCUCGAGGGGAAUUUCAAUGUAACAAAGCUACCUGUUGAUCCUAUUAUGAGUGUCUGCUUGCCAGCAACCUGCAGCCCGAAGCAGGUCAAGGAGAAGAUGCAGAAGCUGAUGAACAUGGCUGAACAGUUCCUGGGCAGCAACAAGAUCCGGGUAAAAAAUGCGACCUGCUCCGAAGUUGAUGAUCAGCCCUGGGAACUCGGUGCUAAAGUCACUCUGGGCAUCUUUGUGGGUCUUGUGGCCUUCCUAUUAAUCUGCACCUUCUGCGAACUACUUCUAAAAUUCACCAGCGUCAACAGUGGCUUGAUCAACACACUCAGCAAAUUUUCAUUCAUCGUCAAUGGCCAACGCAUCCUGAGCACCAAAGUCUCCAAGGAGAACAUCCCUGCCAUCGCAGGUCUCAAAGUCUUCAGCAUGUUCUGGAUAGUCUUGGUCCACGCCUACAUUUACUCCCUUAGCAGCAGCAUGGUCAAUUUCGGAGAAAUCGAAGAUUGGUAUUACUCUUGGCGGUCUACUCACGUCUUUGUGGCUACUUAUUCGCUGGACACCUUUCUUGCGGUUACUGGAUUCUUGAGUUCGUACUUGUUUCUCAAAGGAAUGGCUAAUAGACGCAAGUUUAAUAUUUUCUUGUACUACUUGCAUCGAUACAUAAGAUUAACACCCGCGUAUGGAGCGCUGCUGCUAUUUACGAUAUACCUUCUUCCAAAAAUGAGUUCAGGAGCACUCUGGCAGCCAAUGUUUAACAACCAAAGUACCUGUUGCAAGCAAGAUUGGUUGCCAAUGAUCCUAUAUGGUUACAAUUUCUAUUACGUCCAAGGAAUGACAUGCCUAGUUCACACCUGGUACCUAUCAAUGGAUAUGCAAUUGUUCUGGGUGAGCCCAUUAAUCCUCUAUCCGCUUUACAAGAAGCCUAAGUUAGGAUCAAUCAUCCUCUGGACGGCCAUUGUUGCGUCGAUAAUCACGCCAGCUACUGUAGUGGUGGUCAAUAAGUUCUCAACGAUGAUCAACAAGGAACACUACACUGACACAACAAUGUUGCUGAAGUUCUACAUCGUUCCUUACUGCCGAGCUGGGCCUUGGCUGCUAGGAAUUCUAACGGGGUACCUUAUUGCAUCUGGAAGUAAAGCUCCAAAUCCUGGAGUGAGAAUAAUUGGCUGGAGUUUGACAUUUUUAGCAUUCGCUUACGGAUAUUUCACCUUCAGAAUCUAUCAACAAGAAGAUUACAAGUGGAAUAUGUACUGGGAAAUGUUCCACGGUGGGUUAGGAAGGCAUAUAUGGGCUUUUGGAGUAUGCUGGAUCAUAUUUAUGUCUGCUCUGGGCCACGGAGGUAUUGUCACAAAAUUUUUGUCACACCCGAUCUACUUGCCCUUCAGUAGGGUGUCGUACUCAAUCUACCUGCUCCACUUGAUAAUCCAGGGCAUCAGAGUGUACUCAAUGAGAACUCCUAUCUACUUUACUGAAUCUCAAAUGACAAUUAUCAUCAUCGGUGAUGUAGUGACAAGCUUUUUAGCGGCAAUUAUCUUCAGUCUUGUCUUUGAAUCGCCAUUUGUAGUCCUGGAAAAAUUGAUAUUUUCCAGAAAAAAGCCGAUUAAUCAACCAACAGAACCAAUUCAAGAAGAGAUAACUUUUGAGAAUGGAAUUAUUAAUCACGGAUUUGGAAAACAAGUUGAUUCGUCAUCUAUGAUAACAAUUUAGUUUUAUUAUUAUUAUAAUUAUUAUUGU
Messenger RNA from Cotesia glomerata, 3811 nucleotides. RefSeq lists its product as uncharacterized. The transcript is spliced from 16 exons. The record is from RefSeq and is a predicted model, not a curated record. Gene Ontology annotation, molecular function: acyltransferase activity, transferring groups other than amino-acyl groups. Lineage: Eukaryota; Metazoa; Arthropoda; Insecta; Hymenoptera; Braconidae. Bases 74 to 3784 code for a protein of 1236 amino acids.